AUGGGAAACACCAUCAAAGCCCUCGUGGCCUUCAUCCCCGCUGACCGCUGCCAGAACUACGUAGUUGGAGACCUCUGGGAAAUGCCACUGGACAAGAUGGUGGAUCUCAGUGGAAGCCAGUUACGUCGCUUCCCUGUGCAUGUGUGCACCUUCACAGAGCUGGUCAAGCUCUAUCUGAGCGACAACCAUCUCAACAGCCUCCCUCCAGAGCUGGGACAGCUACAGAACCUGCAGAUCCUGGCUUUGGAUUUCAACAACUUUAAGGCUCUGCCCCAGGUGGUGUGUACCUUGAAACAGCUCUGCAUCCUCUACCUGGGCAACAAUAAGCUCUGCGACCUCCCAGAUGAGCUAAGCCUGCUCCAGAAUCUCCAAACCCUGUGGAUCGAGGCCAACUGUCUGACCCACCUGCCAAAUGUGGUGUGUGAGCUGAGCCUCCUUAAGACCCUGCAUGCAGGUUCCAAUGCCCUGCGUCUGUUGCCAGGUCAACUCAGGCGUCUCCGUGAGUUGAGGACCAUCUGGCUGUCAGGCAACCUGCUGAGUGACUUCCCCCCUGUGCUGUUGCACAUGCCCUUCCUGGAAGUCAUCGAUGUGGACCGGAACAGCAUCCGUUACUUUCCCAGCCUGGCCCACUUGUCAAAUCUGAAGCUGGUCAUUUAUGAUCACAAUCCUUGCCGGAAUGCACCAAAGGUGGCCAAAGGUGUGCGGCGAGUGGGAAGAUGGGCAGAAGAGACACCAGAGCCUGAUCCCAGAAAAGCCAGGCGCUAUGCACUAACCAUGGAAGGAAAUGAGGAGCCGCGGGCAUCUGCCUCCACUCCACGGCUUCUCCCUACAAGCUCUUGA
Molecule: messenger RNA, 840 nt
Organism: Dipodomys spectabilis (banner-tailed kangaroo rat)
Lineage: Eukaryota; Metazoa; Chordata; Mammalia; Rodentia; Heteromyidae
Gene: Lrrc10
Product: leucine rich repeat containing 10
Exons: 1
Coding region: 1-840 (279 amino acids)
Molecular function (GO): protein binding
Source: RefSeq, a predicted model, not a curated record